CGUUGCUGCCGAAGUGACUUGUAGGCAGCAAGGAGCAGCACUGAUUGAGACACUGGAGUUCUGACUCUAAUUAUAAACUGUAUCCAGUGCGUCCUCUUGCUGGCAAGACUACAGAGAUCCCAUGUGGAAGCUUCUCAGGGACAAGAAGGGUUUUAUUUUGUCUGUAUCUCAACACCUCGCAGAGAUUAAGGCAUUUUAUAAAUGUUUGUGGGACAGCUGCCUGAUCAAGGGGAGGAGAUGCUCGAUCUUGGUGCCUGCUGCCUGCCUGACCAUCUGUCUCUUUUUCUGCCCCUCAGCCGAAGGCGCUCUCUGCCCUGACCCCCCCUCAGGAAAACCCGCGAUGGCGACCAAGCGCAAAGGCGGCCUGAAGCUCAAUGCCAUCUGUGCCAAGCUGAGCCGCCAGGUGGUGGUGGAACAGGGAGCUGAUCCAGGGGUCCGGCCAGAAGGUGGCCAGGGCAACCCCCUGCGGCCCCGGGAGAAGGAGCAAGGCGGUGGGUCAGAGGCCAAGGUCACCCAGACGCCACGGAGCGAGGAAGACAGGAGGCGGGCCGUGAUUGAGAAGUGGGUCAAUGGAAGCAGCGGGACGGCCCGCCCGUCCCGCUGUCCCGCGGCUGGGCCGGGGGCCCAUCAAUGGGGAAAAGGACCAGGGUGGGGGCCCUUAGACCCAACCUAA
Sarcophilus harrisii (Tasmanian devil) is the source of this 673-nucleotide messenger RNA. RefSeq names its product zinc finger protein castor homolog 1-like. The coding region runs from base 122 to 673 and encodes 183 amino acids. The transcript has a single exon. The record is from RefSeq and is a predicted model, not a curated record. Gene Ontology annotation, molecular function: DNA-binding transcription factor activity, RNA polymerase II-specific; RNA polymerase II transcription regulatory region sequence-specific DNA binding. Gene Ontology annotation, cellular component: nucleus. Gene Ontology annotation, biological process: positive regulation of transcription by RNA polymerase II; regulation of neuron differentiation. Lineage: Eukaryota; Metazoa; Chordata; Mammalia; Dasyuromorphia; Dasyuridae.